Molecule: messenger RNA, 2451 nt
Organism: Canariomyces notabilis
Lineage: Eukaryota; Fungi; Ascomycota; Sordariomycetes; Sordariales; Chaetomiaceae
Exons: 2
Coding region: 383-1972 (529 amino acids)
Biological process (GO): ubiquitin-dependent endocytosis
Cellular component (GO): plasma membrane; cytosol; cytoplasm
Molecular function (GO): ubiquitin protein ligase binding; protein-macromolecule adaptor activity
Source: RefSeq, a predicted model, not a curated record
UCGCCAAUUUAACGUUACUGUCCGUCCAAGCUCAAGUUGCUUUGAAUUAGAUCAGUUCACCGACUUGGAUAGAUAUAUCUGUUCCCGCCUGCGCCUGGUUGCGGAUCGACGAGCAUCCUACAACUCUUUUGCCCUUACCGCCAGCCUCUACGAAAGAUUUUGAGCUUUCGAGGUUCACAUCACCUUCUUGACAAAGAACCCAUUCAUACAAGCCUGACUGCUACAGAUUUGGCAAGAACAUCACCAUAGCAGGCGUUGACGGGCAUUGAUUCCUGCCAGGGUUCCCCGCAUUUUUCGAGCCGAAAGCUCAGGCCAGUCAUCUGACACAAGCGUGCUUGGUGCAUAUUUCCCCGCCAUUGGCAGGGAUUGAGCGCCCAGAACCAUGCCGCAUCGCGUCGCCGAUUUCCUUCGGUCCUCGACGCAUUCACUCGAGAUUCAGGUGUCGAAUUGGACGAAAAAGUCGGCGCCUGGCGGCCCUCGACGCAGGCGAGACUCGCCAAAGAGGAGCGGGAAACCACCAAGGAGCACCGAACGGCCACCAUCCUUUGCUGCCAUAACCGACGACGACUCAGACGAUGCCUACACCCCGCCUUAUACUCCGCGCCUCAAAAUGGGUGAUUCGCGAGCCAGCAGCUUCUCGUCCGAGUCCCACAAGGAACAUGGACACCACCAUCAUCACCGAAUCUCAUUUCCCAGUUUGCAUUUUGGGCGAUCUAGCAAAGACACACACCCCCCUGCACCAGCUGCAUUAGACUGGAGUCUUGAGUCGCCGCCUAUCGUCAUGUACGGCGAUCCCGAGAGCAGCACCGGUGCGUUGCUCUCGGGCCAACUCUUCCUAAACAUCAAGGAGGAGAGCCUGGAGAUUGAGUCUUUGAACGCAACUCUCAGCAUCCAUGUCACACAGAAAAAGCCCUUUGUGCAUCACUGUGCCGACUGUGCAAGUCAGUCUACGGAACUAAAAAAAUGGGUUUUCUUGCCGCAUCCGUUGGUCAUGAAGAAAGGUGAACACACGUUCCCUUUCUCGGUGCUCUUGGAGGGGCACCUCCCGGCUAGUAUGGAUAGCCCCCUGGUCUCAAUCGCCUACGAAUUCAAGGCUGAAGCCGUGCCCAAAAGCGGCGACACUCCGCUGGCGCCUAUCAAGCUAGAAAAGGUGCUCGAUGUCAAACGCAGUCUCCCAGCGUCCGAGAACCCGCACCACUCCGUCCGCGUCUUCCCUCCUACAAACAUCAAGGCCAGUGCGCAUUACCCUCAUGUGAUACACCCGAUCGGCAGCCACACAUUGUCUUUGCGGCUUGAUGGCAUCGCGAAGCACAACGCCAAGGUCAACACGAUUGAAUAUUGGAGGCUGAAAAAGCUCACGUGGAAAAUUGAGGAGACGGUCAAGACGGUCGCCCCGGCCUGUAGUCGACACAGCCCUAAGAGCAGCGAUGGUGCGGAAGAGCAGCAGCAGCAGAAGAAGGGCAUCGUCCGCUGCGAGAGCCGAAUUAUUGGGGAGAAGACACUCUACUCAGGCUGGAAAAGUGACUACACGAGCCUCACCGAUAGCCUGGUCGAGGUCGAGCUCGAUUACAACGUCUGCAAAUCCGCGAAGCCUUCGUGCGACACCAAGAGCCGCGAUGGGACCGAGGUAACCCAUCAACUGAUGGUGGAGAUGGUUGUUUCGCAAGAAUGGGCCCCGGUCAACAGGCCUUCACUCGUGACACACACUGGUGUAGGGCGCAUUCUGCGGAUGCACUUCGCCACCAUUCUUACCGAGCGCGCGGGCAUCGGCAUCAGCUGGGAUAACGAAGCCCCUCCCAUCUAUCAGGACGUGCCUCCUAGCCCGCCGGCGUACUCGGAGGAGAUUACCGCGGACAAUUCGAUUGCGGAGAUGAAUGAAUCCCUCGACAGCUGCUGUGGGCGAGGUUUGAACCGGAACUCGACGGACACGAGUGCAAGCGGGCAUGGCGGAGCAGGCUCCGAAGGGCGGUGAAGAGCCCCCUUAAGCUGGGCUCGCACGUUGAGACGUGGGCGCUCCCGAGGAACUUAGCAUUCACAGCUUUCCGCAAUGCGAGAGGACGGGAGCAUUGGAAAAACUUUGGGUUUCGUGCUGGGAGGGUUUUGUCAUAUGGAAUCGUUGUUUGUUGGGCUCAAGGCGUUCGUGUUGCAUGAUACCCUGUACGGCAAGUCGUCGAGGGCUUGUUGGCUGUUGAUCUUCUCUGUGUAUUACUAUCAUCCCUCAAAACUCACUGGGUAUGGGACUGCUAAUGAUAAUGAUACCCGGGAAUGGGAAAAGGCUUACCUAGGAAAGAAAACGGAACAUGAAUAUCCAAAGCAUUGCAUCUCUGGUAUGGGUACCUACCUCGCAUUUGUUGCAUUGAGACGCUGUGCACUUGUCUAUUGCUCCCUGCACCACAGCUCAGGCGACCAUGGUAGUCAAGUCAGGUUAUAGGUAUAACUGACCUCUGUAUG